UCCAGCAACACAUUUUCAGCUCUGAUCUCCAGCAUCUGCAGUCCUCACUUUCUCCUGUAUAUGGAGAUUAGUGGGUUGGAAGCUGAAGACCAGGGGGAUUCUAUCCAUGUGAUUAGAGGAGUGUUGUCCAAGAGCAGAGGUGCAGGAAGUGGAGGGUGUUGUUGAUCACAUGGGUGGGGAAAUUGCAGUCUGUGAAAUAGGAUGCACUGAAGGGCAUUGUUAAUCAUGUUGAAGGGGAAAUUCCUUGAAAUAGAAUCUCCUCCACUUCCUGCACCUCCGCCCUUGAACCCCACCCCACCAACAAAAAGGAUAGAAACGCCCCCACCCCGGCCAUCACCUUCCAUCCCAAUAAUCUCAGCAUACAGCGCAUUAUCCUCUGCCAUUUUGGUUGCAGUCUUCCUAAGGGGAAAAUGAGGUAUUUUCUUCCAGCUUGUGCUGGAAGGUAUGUUUUUGGGCCCUUGGAUACAGAGAAGGUAAAUGGGCAGGUGUUACACCUUUGGUAGUUGCAGGGGAAGGUGCCAUGGGACUGUGGGUGGGUGUUGGGAAUGAAGGAAGAUUGGACCAAGGUGUCAUGAAGGAAACUUGGCCCUGCAGAAGGCGCACAAGGAAGAGGAGGGGAAUGUGUCUGCUGGUGACAUCUUGCUGGAGGUGGUAGAAAUGGCAGCUGGAUGUGGAUGUUGGUGGGAUAAUAGGUAAGGACAAGGGGAACUCUAUCGCUGUUGCAGGAGGGAAGAGAAGGGGUGAGGACAGAUGUGCGGCAGAUGAAUCAGACCCAUUGACGGCCCAGUUGCCAACGGUGCUGUGAAAUGCACGGUUGAGGAAGAAGGUAGACAUUCGGAGGCUCUCGUUGAGGUUUGCCUCAUCAAAACGUAUGUGAUGAAGGAAUUGGGAGAAUGGAAUGGAGUUCUUAACAGAAACAGGGUGCGAGGAUGUAUUUUCCAGGUAGCUGUGGAAGUCGGGUUUAUAGUGGACAUUGGUGGCAGAAAUGGAAAUAGAUGUCAAGGAAGGGAAGGGAGGAGUCAAAGAUAGACCAGGUGAAAGUGAGGGUGGGGUGGAAAUUGGAAGCAAAAUCGAUUAACUUUCCCAAUCCCAGCCAAGAGAGGGAAGCAGCAUUUAUGAUAUCGAUAUAUUAAAGAAAGAGUUGUGGGUGGGCUCCAGAAUAGGACUGGAACAAGGAAUGUUCCAUGUAACCCAUGAAGAGACAGGCAUAACUGAGGCCAAUGGCCACCCCUCUGACCUGGAGAAAAUAAGUUAAAAGAGAAGUUGAGGGUGAGGCCAAGCUCAGCCAAGUGGAAGAGAGUGAUGGUGAGUGGGGAUGAUUCAGACCUUUGUUUCAGGAAGAAGUGGAGAGCCCUGAGACUAUCCUGGUGGAGGAUGGAUGUGUAAAGGGAUUGCACAUCGCUGGUAAAGAGGAGGCGGCUGAAGCCUGAAAACUGGAAACUCCAAAACUGGCGUAAAGUGUCAGAGGAAUUACGGGUGUACGUUGGCAGGGACUGGACCACUGGAGAAAAGAUUCAAUUAAGGUAGAAAGAGAUGGGUUCUGUGGGGUAGGAGCAGACUGAAACAAUGGGCAGUCCUGUUUUUGGAUUUUUGGAAGGAGGUAGAAGCAAUCUGUGGGGCUGGUGGACGAUCAGUUUGGAGGCAGUGGGGGAGAGGUCACCGGAUGAAAUGAGCCCUGUGACCGUGGUUGACAUAAUGGCCUCAUGUCAUCGUGGGCUCAUGAUCCAGAGGUAUCUGUACAACAGCACCAGCCUUAUUCCAACUAUAGAGUCCGAGAUGUACAGAAUGGAUAUAGACACUUCUAUCCAACUCGUCCAGGCUGACCAGAUAUUCUAAAUUAAUCUAGUCCCAUUUGCCUGCACUUGGUUUGUAUCCCUCCAAACCCUUCCUAACCAUAUACCUAUCCAGCUACCUUUUAAAUGUAAUUGUACCAGCUCCACCAUUGCCUCCGACAUCUCUAUCAUACACCCUGUGAAAAAGUUGCCUUUAGGUCCCUUUUAAAUCUUUCCCCUCUCGCCCAAAACCUAUCCCCUCUCAUCCUGGACUUGUGGAGCAUCUUCGUGUGGCUUCAACUUGCCACAAGGCUGAGAGCGCAAAUGAUGCGAUGUUGUCUCACUUCCUUUCAUAAUGUGUACUGUCUCAUUAACUCGGUCAGACUGACAUCCUUCCACUGAACAAUAGGGAGAUGGUGCCUGCAAUUCUGUGGGAAAUCGGACAGUACCUCUGCAGAGCAGACAUGAAGGGUCGGAUGAUCUAACCAUGCUUCUCUUCCUCAUGGAUUGGCAGAAUCUAAUUGUUCUGAUUUCGAAAUGUUCCAGCGACAGAUGCCAAGCGGGAUCGAAUUGCCAUCAGCCUUUACAAAAAUUAUGGGACAACGUUUGAUACACAGAUAGCAAAACAAUUCUAUUCUGAUGGAUAAGCACUAAACACAAUUUGGAACAAUCUGUGCUAUCGCUUCCAAUGGUCCACCCCUUUCCUCAACCCUAGUAUCUGACCAAUUUCCACAAUAUAAUAAAACAAAGAACUGCGGGUGCUGAAGAUCUGAUUGAAAACAGAAAACGUUUGGAGAAACUCAGUAAUUGGGUCUGGUAGCAUCUGUGGAGAGGGAAACGGUUAACGUUUCAAAUCCAGUGACUUUUUUUCGAACUGAUCACCUGGUGCCCACUUUCCACAUUGUAAUCAUUCACCGUUAUUAACUAGUUGUGUAUUUGCACAAAGCCAACUUUACCUUCUAAAGUUGUAACAAUCAGGAAUACACUGACUUUUGAAUUGUUUCUGGAACUACCUCAGAAUCUCCAAUGAAUUAGGCACAAGCCUGCCCGCGCGGUUACUAUGGUUCCGGGUGAUUGACAGCGACUGGUCGCGCCCUCACGGUUGCUAGGCAGCAGCGUUCAGGCCGGAGUCCGGAGAAGGGAACGGGAUCGUGGAGACGAGAAGAUCCACCAUGUCGGUGCAGUUGGCCCGGAGCUCACUGGCAAUGGUUCUGGGGGUUCGGGAAGCGGCCUCGAGGCCGGACCUGAGCGGGCAGCAGUUGCUGGCACAACUGAAGGCGGAGAACCGGCGCAAUGUGUGGGAUGGGCGGCUGGUUCAGGCCGUAUCCGGCCUCCUGCUCCUCGGCUGUCUGGAUAGCUCGGUCUUGCUGCUAGGUGGCAGCGCCUCACACCUACAGGUCCUGAGGGAAGCUUGGAGCCGGAGAGCACUGAGGGCCCCCCGCGGAUUCCGUAUCAAAGCCAUGGGUGAUGUACCCGCAAUACCCAUGAAGCCCAUUCCUCAGUCCCAGUUUGUUCCCCUGGCAGAAGUGCUAUGUUGUGUUAUUUCCGAAAUGAAUGCUAAUCGCACAGUUGUGACCCAGGAAGCCCUUUUGGAAUAUUUGGUCGAGUGCUAUCCAGGUAUAGCAACACCCUCUCAGGAGAUCGUGCACAGUGCCUUGGGCUCCCUGAUUCAGGAGAGGAAGAUUUAUCACACUGGUGAAGGCUAUUUCAUUGUCACUCCACAGACCUACUUCAUUGCAGGUAGCAUGGGAAUGCAGAGACAGCCCUGGGUCCUCCAUGAGGAAAGCGCUGCCUCACCUGAUCGUGUUAUAUAUCUUGUGAGUGUGGAGAGCAGUCAGGAGCCAUUGCAGAAGGAGAGGGUCCUUCCUGAUGGAGCCCCCCAUUGCAAGUCCUGUCGCUGCUUCAGCCAGCCAAUGGAAAAGCAACAGGCUGACCCCCGUUUCUGCAAGAACAGCCCAGGCCAGAGGAGCUGCAAGGAGCACAAGCCUGCAGUCCAGCACAGGGCCACCUCUACAGCAUUUGGGCCACGCAGGGCCAAAGAGAAAGGAAUUCCCAUCCGAAAAUUCAGCCUCAGUCUGUUCCGACGCAACAAAAAAAAAGACAGCCCCAAGAGAGCGUAUGGGACUUUCUCAGCCCAGUUUCCCCCAGAGGAGUGGCCAGUACGUGAUGAGAACAGUGUGGGGAACAUUCCCCGAGACGUGGAGCACCAACUCAUCAAACGUAUCAAUCCUGGACUGACUGUAGAGAACCUGGUCAGGCACACCUUAAUGAUGAAGAAACUGGGCAGAGAGAGCACUGCCCAAUUUCAUGGCAGUGGCUCACUGGAUCAGUUGAUUGGCAAGCAUCAUUCUGAAGAAAACCCCCAAAAGACAGCAGCUAAACUGCAACAACAGCAUCGGAAGAUGAGGUCCAGCAGGGAGAAGAAAAGGCUUAAGUCCAAGGGAUCUCUGCAAUUGACUAAGGGUCUCCCCAAGCCUGGGAAUAGUCAAAAUGUUAAGGAACUGGCCAAGCACAGGAGUGAAGGAGAACAAAUGCUUUUUGAGGAGCAGCCAACCCAGGCUUGCAGGAGUAGUAUCCCAAUCACACAACUACACCAGAAGAGAAUCGAUGAUCCUUUCACCAAGGGCAAACACUAUUUUGCCCAAAAUACCAUAAUCAACAAUCCGAGGUUGAGGCAGAGGUCACAGUCUGUGGAUUCCUCCAGCAGGGGACAGGAUGCUGUCUCCGUAAGAGAGAUUGCUCCGGAGAAGUUCCACCCCAACACCGCUGCCUAUCUCAUCAGGCCAGCUGAAGAAGGUAACAAGGAGCAGCUACAAAGUCAUGAUGUUAGGACAGAGUGCAGAAAUCAGGUUCUCAUAUACCACAAUGUCCCCACUGGCUGUGAAUCCCAGGAUCACCUGAAUAAAAAUCAAACACCUGGCUCUCCCCAAAAUAUGCAGACUUCAAAUCACACCCAUAGCUGUGCCCAGCAAUCUCUCCAAGAGCAGGAAUCAGAGGAAUUUAGCAAUGUAACAAGGCCAGAGAUCAGCCAUGAGUAUGAGGAUAGUUCUGUCCCUCAAUCUUUGUGCGAUCGAAUUUCCAAGCAGGGUCAGAACUCUACAACAGUGAAGUGUGCAAGUAUGGAGAGUCUAUCAAGCCUAUCUCCUCUGUCUGAUGCACAGCGAAUGUCCCCCAACCAAGCACAACAGUCUGAGGGUGAAACAGCCAGCCAACCAGAGACCAAUGAGGAAAGGAGUGAGGCCUUUACUGAUGAGGAUCAGGCCUUGUAUCAGAGAGAGCUGGACGAGGAUGAUGCCUGCAGUUCACUGUACCUCGAUGAUGCUGAGCUGCCCGCACCUCUGCCUGGCCUCGACUGUGCCGAUGAUCCUGGGAGUGAAGGUGAGCUGUCCAAUGAAAGCUGGGUUUUAUCCAAGAUGCUGCUGCAGGAGGAGCAAACUCCAGAAAGUGAAUUUGCUGGACAGCAGGUGGAGAGCUGGUUAAACGGAACAAGUGACAGCAGCAUGGGACACUCCACACCUUGCUAUGGGAAGGAGACUCGCAGUCCACUUUGCAGAUACCAACCAAUAUCACCAUUGCCAUAUGAACAUCUGGAGAAAGAGGAACAUCCAAGUGGGUGCAGAGAGCUCAUCAGCAAUAUAUUUGAUUACUGUAAUGUAACAGUUACUGACUCUUCUCCAGAGACUCUUCACACACUGAAUAAUGAAGGCAUCAGAAACCCAGCCAGUCAGAACCUCUGGGCUGUGCCCAGAAUGAAAACUCAGUUGAUGGGAAAUUUGGAGCACAACCAAUUUCCUCACCACUCCCACAAUACUUCAUUAUUACAGACCAGCCAAGAAGAGAGUACUCAUCUGGAGUUGCUGGAAAACCACAGCAUUACUGGAGAUAGUGGUAUUGACUCGCCAAGGACCCGAGUGAGUUUGGCAUCAAAUAAUUCAAUCAUUCUGGACAGCUUGAAGCGGCGGAGUUUGAUGCAAAAUUAUGGAACUUUGAGCAGCACUGGACAGAAUGGUGUUUUUUCCCAGCAUCCCUUACUGCAGCUCACCCCAGUAAUGAAUGUUUGACUGACCGCUGUGUUGACUGACCCAAGAAUGUAAAAUGCCAGAUUCUUGUGUGUUGUAAAUGGUAAAUCAAUUAUGAAUUGCACAGCUCUAUGCAAUGAAGACAGAAAAACCAAAAGAACUGUGGAUACAGGAAAUCCAAAACAAAAGCAGAAAUUGCUGUAAAACAAGAAUGGCAGAAUCUGUGGAGAGACAUCAGACUCGAUGUUUCCAGUCCAGUGACCCUUAGGACCAGUUCUGAAGAAGGCUCACAGGACCCAAAAUAUGUCUCCACAGACACUCCCGAUCCUGCUGAAAUUUCCAACAAUUUCUGUUUGUGUUUAUGAAAUCAAAUCUUUUAUACUAAUGGCUUUUGUAUUGCUCCCAUAUACUGACUUUUUUUAGUUAGUUCCUGGUAUAUGGGUUUUACUGGUAAUGUCAACAUUUAUUGUCCAAUCUUAAUUACCCUGAUUAGUGGUUUUAGUGUAUCUAAGCAAUUUGCUGAGCCACUUAAGGGCAGUAAAGAAUCAACCACUUUGUCACGUGUCUGGACCAUUCAGUAUAUUAGUGAAACAAAUGGAUAUUUAUGGAAAUCCAGUAGCUACAUGAUCACCGUUUUGGACUCUGGCUUUUCAUUCCAGAUUUUAUUCAAUAAAUAGAAUUUAAAUUCCACAGUUGCUAGAUUACUGGUCCAGUAAUAUGUCCACAAUGCUUAUCUCUCCUUUUAUAUUAGAUUUAUUUGCAAAACCUAUGUAUUUUUAUAUGUUACUAAAAGGGAUGUUUGUGCGAAAACAUUAAAGCAGAUAAAAAUAAAAACACGUUUUUAAAAAGUAGCCUUUUAAACUAUGAGUUUGGAAAUUGCAUUUUCUGGGUGAAGAAUAAAUGCAAGUAAUUUUUACUGAGGAUUUGCAGAAAGAUUUCAGGACGUCUAAGUUUGUUUGACUGGUUAGGUAUCUUCUAAUUGUAGUGAUUGUAACAAGGAUAGCCAAGUGGACAUAAAGUGUGAGUUCCCUGAUUGGGGCUGUUAAUCUGGUCCAAUCAGGGAGCCCUGCCUAAUGCAUAUAAACAGGAGUGUCAGAGGUUAUGUUCACUCUGAGGAGGCUGCAUCACUGUGAAGAACUCUCCCAAGUCUUAAUAAAGGGUUACUUGGU
Messenger RNA from Chiloscyllium plagiosum (whitespotted bambooshark), 6960 nucleotides. It is a transcript of the gene stox1, whose product is annotated as storkhead box 1. NCBI's taxonomy places the organism in Eukaryota, Metazoa, Chordata, Chondrichthyes, Orectolobiformes, Hemiscylliidae. Gene Ontology annotation, cellular component: nucleus; cytoplasm. Gene Ontology annotation, biological process: regulation of transcription by RNA polymerase II. Gene Ontology annotation, molecular function: RNA polymerase II transcription regulatory region sequence-specific DNA binding. The record is from RefSeq and is a predicted model, not a curated record.